GAAACUUCAGUUUGCUCAAAGUUACUCGGACGGAUAGAAAGUUGCCAAAUCGGUUUGCAAUUGGAGAACUUACUUAAGUCCCUUUUACUGUCACUUUAAUUUUUCAUUUUUUUUUUUUUUAUAUUUUUAUACUUCUUUCCUUCUUUUUUUUUUUUUAUUCUAAUUCUACUAUUUAUUUUUUUUUUUUAUAAUUAUACUAAGUGUUUAAUUUUCUUCGUUGGUGAGAGUGAUCAAGAAAAUUUCCGAUAAGAUCCGAUCGUUGGCCAUUCUUUUACUUUGUUUAUUUGAAAAUAAUCGAAAUAUUUUUUAUUUCAUUCUUACAUUUUUUCCCAACGUGCAUCAAAAGCAGAAGUUUACGAGAGUGUUAGACAAAUUUUUGUAUUAAAAAUGGCACAGAUGGUAAAAAUGAUUUACGAUAGUUAUCGGGAUCUGAUGGACAAUAAAAGCGAUCCAAGGGUCAACAAUUGGGCAAUGAUGGGCGGACCAUUUCCAACACUUUUCAUUUGUUUAUCUUACGCAUACUUCGUCAAAGUAAUCGGGCCAAAGUUAAUGGAAAAUCGCAAACCAUUUGACCUUAAAAACGUCAUGAUACUUUAUAAUUUAUUCCAAGUGAUAUUUUCCAGUUGGUUGUUUUAUGAGUGUUUGAUGUCCGGUUGGUGGGGCGUUUAUUCGCUGAGAUGUCAACCGGUUGAUUACUCGGACGAUCCUAUGGCACUUAGAAUGGCAAAUGGCUGUUGGUGGUAUUACUUUUCUAAGUUUACCGAAUUUAUAGAUACAAUAUUUUUUGUUUUACGAAAGAAGAACGAUCAUAUAUCGACGUUGCACGUGAUUCAUCACGGUUGUAUGCCAAUGUCAGUUUGGUUUGGUGUCAAGUUCACCCCAGGUGGUCACAGUACGUUCUUCGGUCUUUUGAACACGUUCGUACACAUAGUGAUGUAUUCUUAUUAUCUUCUAACUGCAUUCGGACCAAAAGUUCAACCAUACUUAUGGUGGAAAAAAUAUUUGACGAGUUUGCAAAUGAUACAAUUUCUUUUGGUAAUGAUUCACGCAUUUCAACUUCUAUUCAUUGAAUGCAAUUAUCCUAAAGCAUUCGUAUGGUGGAUCGGCAUGCAUGCGGUUAUGUUUUAUUUCUUGUUCCGUGACUUUUACAUCGAGGCAUACAAGAAGAGAAAUAAUAUUAAAUCGACAUUGAAAAGACAACAGAAAGAAAUGAUUAAGAAGAAAGAAGAAGAAGAAGAAGAAGAAGAAGAAAACAAGAACAACAAAUCCAUGAAAAAUGACGAUAUUAUUUACGCUAAUCAAUACAAAAUGGCAACUGGUUACAUAUCGGACGAGGGAUUGAGAAAUCGCGUUUUCAUCGACAAUCGAGGAUUAUCCAUGGAAUGAAGGAAGAAGAAGGACGCGAUAAAAGGGCAUUUUAGGGACGUUGAUUAAUGUGAAUUAACGUCAACGCUUAAUCCUUGUCCAAAGGAUAACCGUUUAAGACUUUUUCAUUUGCGAUGUGUGUGUGUGUGUGUAUGAGUGGUGUGUAAUAUGAUGAAUGAAUGAAUGGAGAAAAGGAAAAAACAAGAGAAAGAGAGAGAGAAAGAGAGUGAAAAGAAGAGAGAUAGAAUAAAAAAAAUAGUAAGAAGUAAAUUAAGAGAAAGCUCUCAUGAUCAAACAAAAAAAUGUACAGUCCUUAUGCAUACAAAAACCUCCCCCGACCCCCUUGAAAUGUUAUUUUCCUACGAAAUUGAGAAGAAAAAAAACCCUGUCGAAAAGUGCACCAAAGAAAUCUAUUUUAUUCCUUUCGUAAUUUUGUUUUACAAUUAGCUUUGCGUUUAAAAACUAACCACAAGCGAAAUAAUUGUUUUAUAAUGAUCUCUGGCUUGAUAUAACAUAAAUCUGUGAUAAUUAACUUUCUCGUGUGCCAAUUCAUAGUUUUGUUUAUUUCUAUUUUCGUUUUCGUUUUCUUGUUCUUGUUCUUUUUCUUUUUUUUCCAUUAUUUUUCCCCUUACUUCGAAUCGCGUUGCCAAUGAUAAUAUCAAUGAAAGGGGGUAGAAAAAAGGGAAAUCGAAAUAAAUAAUUUAUUUGAAUCGAUGGAUUAAUGAACGCUGAUGUAACAUUGAUUUUACCAUUUACCUCGAAAUAAAGACAAACGAUCGCGGAACUUUUUUUUGUUUAGCGCUUAAAAUAAGUCAUAGAAAUAGAUAAAGAGAAUAAUAUAGGACGUA
This is a messenger RNA of Polistes dominula (European paper wasp), 2213 nucleotides long. RefSeq names its product very long chain fatty acid elongase AAEL008004. Gene Ontology annotation, molecular function: fatty acid elongase activity. Gene Ontology annotation, biological process: fatty acid elongation, polyunsaturated fatty acid; fatty acid elongation, saturated fatty acid; fatty acid elongation, monounsaturated fatty acid. The record is from RefSeq and is a predicted model, not a curated record. NCBI's taxonomy places the organism in Eukaryota, Metazoa, Arthropoda, Insecta, Hymenoptera, Vespidae. Gene Ontology annotation, cellular component: endoplasmic reticulum membrane.